ACCAAUAGCACCAUCAUAUUUUGAGAGACGGGGUGAAACAAGCUUCAGGUCGUCGCAAAUGUCGGGCAAUUCCAAUUCAGACAUCUUAAUUGCAGGCGCAAUUGCAGCCUUUACAGUCGAUCUCCUUGUAUACCCGCUCGACACGCUGAAAACACGCAUCCAAUCGCCCAACUAUGCAAAAGUGUAUACGAAUCCGCAAACAGGGAAGCCGAACCCAGCUUUGUUUCGCGGCGUGUAUCAAGGAAUUGGAAGCGUGAUAAUAGCCACACUACCUUCAUCAGGAGCAUUCUUCACAACCUACGAACGCACAAAAUCCCUCUUCACCCGUCUAAACACCACCUCCUCUUCCCCAAGCGGUGUCCUCCCCACACCCCUGAUCCACGCCUCGGCCUCCUCCCUCGCCGAACUCGUCUCCUGCGCCAUCCUCACCCCUGCAGAAGUAAUAAAACAAAAUGCGCAAAUGGUCUCUUCCUCUUCCUCAUCCGCAUCCUCAUCCUCAACAAACGCAACACUUCAAACCCUCUCGAAAUUCCGAUCCAACCCCCUCGCCCUCUGGCGCGGCUACACCGCACUCGCAGGGCGCAACUUACCUUUUACAGCGAUGCAAUUCCCCUUGCUAGAACGCUUGAAGGAAUCGAUUAAGCAGUACCGCGAUGAGCGCGGACUAACCCGUGGUACGAUUGUGGAAAGUGGGUGUAUCACUGCGUUUAGUGCUGGUACGGCUGGGGCUGUGGCGGCGGUGAUUACGACGCCGAUUGAUGUGGUUAAGACGCGGAUUAUGCUUGCGGCGGGUGAGGGGCCGGGCGAGGCGAAGGAGGGGAUUAAGAGUGCGGCGAGGGAUUUGAUACAGGAGGGUGGGAAGGGGAGGAAGAGUAGUUGGGGGAUUGGAAGAGAGAUUGUGGCGGAGAAGGGGGUGAAGGGAUUGUGGAGAGGUGGUGCGCUGAGGGCUGUGUGGACGUUUGUGGGUGCGGGAUUGUAUUUGGGGGCGUAUGAGACGGGGAGGGUGUAUCUUGCUAGUCGGCGAGGGGAUGACAUUAGUGAAGAGGAUUUGAUGUAGGUGUGAUUGUUGGGAAUGAAAAGAGAAGACAUGUCUUCGGUAGAAACAGAACAAACGGGCUUUAGACGAUCUCAGAUGAAUGAACGCUGC
Molecule: messenger RNA, 1147 nt
Organism: Bipolaris sorokiniana ND90Pr
Lineage: Eukaryota; Fungi; Ascomycota; Dothideomycetes; Pleosporales; Pleosporaceae
Exons: 3
Coding region: 59-1057 (332 amino acids)
Cellular component (GO): mitochondrial inner membrane
Molecular function (GO): S-adenosyl-L-methionine transmembrane transporter activity
Source: RefSeq, a predicted model, not a curated record